Messenger RNA from Naegleria lovaniensis, 465 nucleotides. RefSeq lists its product as uncharacterized. Gene Ontology annotation, biological process: DNA replication-dependent chromatin assembly. NCBI's taxonomy places the organism in Eukaryota, Heterolobosea, Eutetramitea, Acrasida, Naegleriidae. Gene Ontology annotation, molecular function: histone binding. Gene Ontology annotation, cellular component: nucleus. The transcript has a single exon. The record is from RefSeq and is a predicted model, not a curated record. Bases 1 to 465 code for a protein of 154 amino acids.
AUGGUCAACAAGGUUAAGAUUGCUAACGUUGAAAUCAAGAACAACCCAAGUCCUUUCACUGAAAACAUUGUAAUGGAUGUUACCGUUGAUUGUAUUGAACAAAUCAAUGCCGAUUUAGAAUUAGAAGUUGUCUAUGUUGGCAACAGCGAGAACGCACAAGGUGAUCAAGUUUUAGAUUCUGCUUGUGUUGGUCCAGUGAAGGUCGGAACCAACAAAUUCACUCUCACUGCUCCUCCACCAAAUAUUCAAAACAUUGCUGCUGCCGACUUGUUGGAUUGUACCGUUCUCUUGCUCAAGGUCUCCUACAAGAACCAAUUAUUCACUCAAGUUGGUUACUUUGUUUCCAAUUAUUACACCGACCCACAACUCCAAGAGAAUCCACCUGCACAACCAGCCGUCGAUAAGUUGAUGAGAAAUUUGAAUGAUACACCAAGAGUUACUACAUUCAGUAUUGACUGGGAUUAA